Messenger RNA from Ophidiomyces ophidiicola, 576 nucleotides. RefSeq names its product centromeric DNA-binding histone H3-like protein cse4 (gene CSE4). Gene Ontology annotation, cellular component: nucleosome. Gene Ontology annotation, molecular function: structural constituent of chromatin; protein heterodimerization activity; DNA binding. NCBI's taxonomy places the organism in Eukaryota, Fungi, Ascomycota, Eurotiomycetes, Onygenales, Onygenaceae. The transcript is spliced from 2 exons. Bases 1 to 576 code for a protein of 191 amino acids. The record is from RefSeq and is a predicted model, not a curated record.
AUGGCACCGAGGGGUCGCGGGCUCAAAAAGAUUACAGGUGCAUCCCCCACAUCGGGGCGAACAAAUAGCGGAGGCGCUCCGAAUACUGCCGUAGGACAACCUUCAUCUAGAGGAGCGGGAGCUGGCUCAAGGCCUCAGCAAGGAAAAAGUCAAGGGAGAGGAAGGGGAAAAGGAGGAGUAACAAGUCGGGCUGGAGAGUCUACGCCCUCUAGAAAAACAGAUGUGCAACCCGGUGAUCCUAUUCCUCAACCCCGAAAACAUCGCUACCAUCCUGGAACAGUCGCCCUCAAAGAGAUCCGCCGGUACCAGCGGUCCUGGGACCUCCUUCUCCUUAAACUCCCAUUUGCACGCUUAGUUCGAGAAGUGGCUCUGGAAAUGUUACCUGAAGGGGUUGGUGAGGAGCUCAGAUGGCAGUCACAGGCCAUUCAGGCUCUACAAGAAGCUUCGGAAGCAUUCUUGGUACAUCUUUUUGAAGAUACCAAUCUGUGCGCAAUUCAUGCCAAGCGGGUCACGAUCAUGCAGAAAGAUAUGCAGCUUGCGCGACGUAUUCGGGGCGCGUGGGGCGGCAUAGGAUAA